AUGGAUGAAUUCGACAAUGCCAUCAAGGCAUACCUAGCAUCUGCAAACCGGCCGGUCGAUGAAGCCGAGCAGGGAAUUCACUAUCCACAUAUGGAGCCUUUUCAAAGUCCAGACCUGCAACAGAAAUCCUUCCAUAUAGUUCCUGAUAUAGAGAAGGAUAUGCUCGACGAUGCGGACCUAGGGAAUACCGAGCCCGAAGUCCACCGUGUUCGCCGGCAUAAAGAUGGCACCUUGGUGGUUAAUCGAGUCGGUAACCCGACCGAAGAGAAGAACUUUGUGGAAAAGAUGUGA
Molecule: messenger RNA, 291 nt
Organism: Penicilliopsis zonata CBS 506.65
Lineage: Eukaryota; Fungi; Ascomycota; Eurotiomycetes; Eurotiales; Aspergillaceae
Exons: 2
Coding region: 1-291 (96 amino acids)
Source: RefSeq, a predicted model, not a curated record